Capsaspora owczarzaki ATCC 30864 is the source of this 1958-nucleotide messenger RNA. Its product is annotated as dihydrolipoamide S-acetyltransferase. The transcript has 4 exons. The coding region runs from base 46 to 1779 and encodes 577 amino acids. Lineage: Eukaryota; Filasterea; Ministeriida; Capsasporidae. Gene Ontology annotation, cellular component: mitochondrion; pyruvate dehydrogenase complex. Gene Ontology annotation, biological process: pyruvate decarboxylation to acetyl-CoA. The record is from RefSeq and is a predicted model, not a curated record. Gene Ontology annotation, molecular function: acyltransferase activity.
UCUUUCUCUCUUCCACUCGUCGCUCCCACUCCGUUCCCUCGCUCAAUGCUCGCGCAUCGCCAAGCCACGGUCGGCGGCGCCCUGCUCGCCCGCGUCCAUCAUUGCGGUGCUGUCGUUGCUGCUGCUGCGGUGGCGGCGGUCUCGACCUCGACGCUCACCACCGUCCAAGCACGGCUGCCAUUCGCCACACGCACGCUCUCUGCUGCUGCUGCUGCUGCGCACUCGGCGACCCGGGCGUCCGCAUCCACCGCCCAGCCUCAGCAGCACGUCCGUCGUGGCACAUACACCCCAUCCGCGCUCGCUGCACACUCGUGCUGUGUCGCGUCCGUCUGCGCAGUCCAUGGGAAGCCCCUGCAGCAGCUGCAUCACGCCAGCAGCAGUCGCGCGUUUACAUCUAUGGCUGCGUCCUCGCGUGCGCCGGCUCCCAUGCGCGUCAAGCUGCCUGCGUUGUCACCCACAAUGACUGAGGGCACUGUGCUCAAGUGGUCCAAGAAAGAGGGCGACAAGGUCGCUGCGGGCGAAGUGCUGUUCGAACUCGAGACCGACAAGGCCACCAUCGAUGUCGAGUCGAGCGAAGACGGCGUCCUAGCCAAGAUUCUGCACACAAAGGCGUCCGGCCCACUGGCGGUCGGCACACUUGUCGCCUUGAUUGUUGACGAAGGCGUCGACAUUGCCACCGUCAAAGUGCCCGCAGCAGAUACCCCGGCACCCGCCACCCCUGCCGCCGCUGCACCGAAGGCGUCGCCCGCCCCACCAACAGCAGCAUCAGCCGCAGCACCUGUAACUCCAGGCCCGGCGAAGGCGCCUGCACCUGCUGCAGUUGCACCAGGCUCGCGAGGCCCUGCGUCGAAUGUGCUCUAUCCCUCGGUGUAUCAACUUGUGCACAAGCACCAUCUUGAUGUUGCCCAGCUGAGCGGCACCGGCCCGAAGGGUCGUGUCACGAAAGGCGACAUUCUUGCCUACUUGGCUUCCCCUGGCGCCGCCCGCUCACCUGCAUCAGCCUCAUCUGGAUCUGCUGCAGCAAGCUCGAGUCGCCCUGUUUCCGCAUCUCCUUCGCCGCAAUCGGCACGCAGCUGGGUUGAUGUGCCAACGACUCAAGUUCGACGUGUUAUUGCUUCGCGUCUGUCCGAGUCCAAGACGACCAUUCCGCACUCGUAUCUUUCGGUCGACUGCGACUUGUCAUCCGUCAUCAAGGCGCGAUCUGCGCUGAAAAAGCGUGAUGCCACCACCAAGAUUUCGGUCAACGAUUACGUGGUCUUGGCUGCCGCUCGAGCUCUGCGCUCCGUGCCAGCAAUGAACGUUCAAUGGGACGCCAAGUCGCAGUCGGCCACGCCACUCGCCAGCGUUGACGUCGCGUUUGCUGUCGCGACCGAGAAUGGACUAAUCACACCAAUCGUGAAGCGUGCAGACAAUUUGGAUCUUCCUGAAUUGGCGGCUGGUAUUCGGGACCUCUCAUCGCGCGCCCGCAUCAACAAGCUAAAGCUCGACGAGUUCCAAGGCGGCUCGUUCACCAUCUCUAACUUGGGCAUGUUUGGCAUUGAUCGCUUCUCCGCUGUCAUCAAUCCGCCGCAGUGCGCCAUUCUGGCUGUGGGCCAAACUCGCACUGACAUCAAGUGGCCUGCCUUCGAGCAGGAUUCCGACCCGACGGCUAGUGCCGGGUCCCCGCGUGCAGGGCAUUUCAUGAACGUGACGCUUUCCUUUGACGAGCGCGCUGUCUCGAUCGAAACUGCCUCGCGAUGGCUUGAUCGGUUCCGCGAGAAUUUGACCUACUUUCAAUGAAUGAUGUCAGCCGCUCCCCCCUGUCAUGUGUUCUUUGACUGUGGUCGAACAAUCUUUUGAUGUGACGUUCCCCCUUUUGGAUUUUAAAAUGAGCAAGGAUUGCAGGAUUCCAUAUAUGAUAUAGUACAUCAACGAGCAAGCGAUAAAACUGAACAAAGACAAACAAUAAACAAGUGGCC